AGCCUACAGGCGACGGACACACGAGUCAAGUGCGCGAGCGGCUGUGCCACGGCAACGAGCCAUUUGUGAGCGGCGGCGUUUUUUGGCUGUGCCUUCCUUUUGCCGCGAUACGCGGAGCGAGUGUAUGCGCGCGCUCCGCAACAAGACGUCGCAAGAGAAGAUACGCCGCCGACAACGACUCAUUUGAAUGCCGGAGACUUCUUAACGUGUCGUCGCGCCGUCGACAAUUCCCGAGCGCAUUGCGGGCGCGACCCUGCACUCUUAACGCGCGGGAAAGGCGCGCAACUCGCAGCGCCAGCCGUCGCCGAUAUGUGCUCUGUCAGGAGGACUCCGUUCGUCGGCGUACCAACGCGUCCGCCGUUCGUCGCCGCCGACUAAUGGGGACGGCAAUCUGGACGACUCGACGAACGUGUGCUGAAUCCCGGCCGGCCUGCGAAUGGAUCGCGACAGGACGAGACCGCACGUCCUCUGGACCAAGAUGGCGGUGGCGUCCGGUGGUGGCGCUGGAGGAGGAGGGGGCGCUUCCGACUCGAGCGACUCGGCCGGCGGCGGCGGCGCGAACAACAACAAGGAGACGACGUGGGAGUACGUCGAGGCCAAGACCCCAGCGCACACGGUGACCACCGUGGACUGUUGCACGACCUGCUACUACUUCUGCUGGUACCAGCACGUGCACCGCAACGACAUCGACUCGCUCUACCAGCGGUACUUCUUGCACCUGAACCGGCGCAGCCUCACCGCGCUUCUGGGCGUCAUGGCGGCGCUGUGCGCCCUCGGAGCGCUUCUGGACCUGGCGCUGUCCCAGCGACCGUCGCAGCCCCCGCCCGCGGCUCGCUCGGCCGCGUUCGGCGCCCUGCUCGUGUUCUACCUGGCGCUGGUGUACACCACGCUGCAGACCUCGUUCCGCCAGGUGCACCUGCUCGUGUGCAGCUACCUGGUGCUCGGCUCGUUCGUAGUGCUCGUGUCGCUCGUGUCUCUGCUCGACCCCGGCGCUGCCGAGCGCGCCAUCGUGUCCGACCUGUGGUGCGCGCUCUUCCUCGUGUACGUCUCGUACGCCCUGGUGCCCGUGCGCAUGCGCGACAGCAUCGUCGCCGGAGUCCUGCUGGCCGGCAGCUACCUGGCCUGCAACCUCGCGCUGCACGCGGACACCCUGCACUGGAAGCGGGUGGCGUGCAACGUCAUACUGCUGGUGGCGGUGAACACCAUCGGCAUGUUGUCGCACUACCCGAGCAAGGCGGCCCAGAGGCAAGCCUUCCUAGAGACGAGACAGUGCAUCGAGUCGAGGCUGAGCAUACAGCGUGAAAAUCAAAAACAGGAGCAACUAUUGCUCUCCGUUCUUCCACGCCACGUGGCGAUGGAGAUGAAGGCGGACAUCGCGAAGAAGCCGCAGGACUCCAUGUUCCACAAGAUCUACAUCCACCGACACGAGAACGUCAGCAUCCUGUUUGCGGACAUCUGCGGCUUCACCAGCCUGGCGUCCCAGUGCACGGCCGAGGAAGUGGUCCGCAUGCUGAACGAGCUGUUCGCGCGCUUCGACAAGCUGGCCUCCGAGAACCACUGCCUGCGCAUCAAGAUCCUCGGCGACUGCUACUACUGCGUCUCGGGACUGCCGGACCCGCGACCCGACCACGCCCAGUGCUGCGUCGAGAUGGGACUCGACAUGAUCGAGGCCAUCGCACUCGUCCGAGAUGUGACGGGCGUCAACGUCAACAUGCGAGUCGGCAUCCACACGGGUCGGGUCCACUGUGGCGUCCUCGGACUCAAAAAGUGGCAGUUCGACGUCUGGUCUAACGACGUCACUCUCGCCAACUACAUGGAAGCCGGCGGUAUUCCAGGGAGCGUGCACAUCACCAAGGAGACACUACAGUUCCUAGGCGACGACUACGAGGUGAUGCCGGGCGAAGGGGGCCAGCGGCACCCGUACCUGCGCGACCACAACAUCGAGACGUACAUCAUCAUUCCCAACGACAAGAAGCGCAUGGCGCCGCCCGAGAACAACACGUCGGCGGCACUGCACGGGGUCGCCAAGGAGAUACGCAUCAUGGGGCACGCGAACGCCAGGCGACAUCUCAACAUGGGGCCCAAGGGCUACACGGUCGGCGAGAAGAAGAACUCGCAGGAGGAAGUGAACGACUACCUGUCGCACGCCAUCGACGCCCACAGCAUCGAGCAGCUUCGCGCCGAGCACUGCAAGAAGCUUACGCUCACUUUCCACAAGGCCGACGUCGAGGAGAAGUACAUGAAAGAGCCGGACCCGAUGCUGGGCAUAUACAUCGUGUGCGCGGAAGUUGUGUUGGUGUUCAUAUUUAUCAUACACAUGAUCAUCCUGGACUUAUCGUGGAUCCGGGUAUUUAUCCAGAUAGGAGGAAUCGCCCUUAUAAUUAUGGUUAUAUGUAUCAUCCUGUGCCUGCAUCUAGAGCUUUUCACAGCUGUGAUUCCUUCCAAGUGUUACAAGAUUUCCGAGAAACUCACGGGAAACAGACUGCAUAGCCAAGUUAUUUCAAUUGUGAUCUUAAUCAUUGUGUACGUCUGCUGCAUGACAUCGGCGAUCAUGCCCGAAUCUGAGGACGUCGCGUCGUGCUGGUACUACGACGACAAUUUUACGAUGAUAGCGAACGUAACGUGUAUGCAAGAGAACUACGUGAACGUGCCUGAGUACCUCAUGCUCUGUCUGGCUCUGGUGCUCCUAGCCUGCGCAGCCGUACUCGUGCUGACGACAGUCGAGAAGAUGGUGCUCCUGCUCCUCUUCACGUUGCCUUUCUGCGCACUGAGCUUCACGUGGGACGACAGCCUGUGGAACUUCGCUCCUGGCGCCACUGAUGUGCUAUACCUGAAGACAGUGGUGGUGCUCGUGCUGUGCCUCUACAUAGCGGUCCUUGUGAUCCAUGGCUUCCAAACGGAGGCCACGUCUCGCCUGGACUUUCUGUGGAAGCUUCAAGCGAUGGAAGAGAAGGAAGACAUGGAAGACCUACAGGCAUACAAUCGAAAGUUGCUGGGAAAUAUCUUGCCGGCCCACGUUGCCGAAUACUUCCUCUCUUCUGAUCACAGGCAUGAGGACCUGUAUCACGAACAGCGAGACAGCACUGGCAUCAUGUUUGCAUCCAUUCCAAACUUCAGUGAAUUCUACAUGGAACUGGAAGCCAACAAUGAAGGUGUGGAAUGCCUACGCCUUCUGAACGAAAUCAUUGCAGACUUUGAUGAGUUGCUAUCAGAGGAACAGUUCAAGUGCAUAGAGAAAAUCAAGACAACAGGCUACACGUAUAUGGCAGCGUCAGGGCUGACCAUGACACAAGAGGACAUAGCAAACAAUGUACAUAUAGUGGCCUUGGCAGAAUACGCACUCAGGAUGCAGGAGCAACUUCAUCAUGUCAACGAGCAUUCCUUCAACCACUUCAAGAUCAGGAUAGGCUUGAAUGUGGGACCUGUUGUCGCUGGUGUUAUUGGGGCAAAGAAGCCGCAUUACGACAUCUGGGGCAAUGCUGUCAAUGUUGCAAGCAGAAUGGAUUCCACGGGCGAAGUGGAAAAAAUUCAGGUGACCCAGGAAGUUUACAGCAUACUGGAACCCCUGGGCUACCCACUGGAAUGCCGUGGUUACAUCACUGUUAAGGGCAAAGGGGACAUGCUCACCUAUUUUCUGACGGGCAGACGGAAACCAGUCGUCGAAUCUGCCAACAACCGGUUGUAGCGCGCCACUUUCGCUCCAAAGACUUUGCGUGAUGCAGGCCCAACUGCUCCACCUGCAUAUACGUAUGCGCAUAAAUAUGAAUUGUUUUUCAUCACUAUUGUCGUGAAUGCCACACACAAGAGCACCGGGCAGGCCUACGUGUAUGAGCUCUCACUGUGUUGCAAACACAGGUGUCAUUAGUAAAACCCCAGAGAUGCCUGCUCUUGUCUUAGGGGUGUAGUAUCAUUCUGCUGACAUUCACAUUCCAAUGUGUGUAGCAUAUUCCUUUUCCCUGUAGGCAUCAGCCCACACGUUUGUUACCAUGUCGCAGACUUAGUCCACUGUGCAUAAGAUGUUCUCUAUACAUAGUUGGUUCAUUUGCAGCUUCUUUAAGUAUGUGUUAGUGUCUGGGUUUAUUUCAGUUCUUUUGUGGUUUUCUUGCUGUUGAGAGGACCAAUGUACAGCAGUCUGUGUGUGCCAACUGUGUAAGAGAAUGUGAAAAAUUUGUUAGCAUGCAUGGAAAAAAAAGAGGAAAGUUUGAGUGCAUGUCAUUGAUAAGCCAUCUGUAGUUCUACUAACGGUGCCUCAGAAGUCACAAUGGCACUUCAACAGCUGCAUAGUGACUGUUUUUAUUCUGCAUAAUAGUUCUGGGUUCUCUGCUGUGACAAAAACUCGUUUCUGCCUCUUAACAACUCGAGCAACCUGGCUAUGUCAAUGAAGACUUUUUUUUAUGUUGGAAGUUGACAGCUGAGCAGAAUUUUGUACAUACUGGAAAACUUAACAUACAGGUCCCUGAGUUUUCGUUCACUUCGAUCAAGAGGAAUUGGGCUGGGAAGGAGCAAGCUAGUUGCUCUAGAGGGUGGGCUUCUUUUUUUAGACAAUGCAGAUUUUUAAUAAAAAUUCUAUGGCAGUCAGGCUCCAGUCGUUUUUGCAAACACACUCUACGUCGAAGCGGAAAUACUUUGCCACAGCUAAAAUGACAGAUGCGAAUAAUUAUCACAAGCUCGUUAAUUAGCUUUUAUAUAAGGACUUGAGGGCAGUCAUUUAUAUUAGAAAGUUGUAGUGCAUGCCAAUUUACGGCAUACUGAUUUUUUAGAGAUCAUGGAAACUGCACGUAACUUGAGAUAUCCAUCAUCGAAUUGGAGUGUGGAUUGUGGCAUGAUCGAAGUGGAGGUGGCAGAGAGUAUGUCUGUGCCCCUGAUGGUCUAAUUGUAACAGUACUUUGUUUUCAUUGGUAAUUAUAACUAUAUUUGGGUAUUAUGAUUCAAAGCUUCAGUGCAGGAUUCAAGGAAUGUCAUAGUGAAGAGUUCUCGGUUCCUUUUUACCAUUGGCAUUUCUUUAAUAUGUGCCAAAAUUCAACAAGCUGCUACGUAGUACUCGGAUAGAGGGACUUGUAUAUGUUGUCAUGUAGGACUGGUGUUCAUCAUCUGUGUGAUUGGCAGCUUAAGAUAAUUCUUGAUGAAGACUUUCCUAGACUGUCUUCUCAUGCUAGGUACCUUAUGCAUGUGCAUUUUCAAAGAAAGAAUGGCUGUUUCUGCAGCCUCUGUUCAUGGCAGAUGCCAGUUUUGUAAUUUUGGCACAUAGCCAUUGUGCCGUUAAUUUUGCGUCUGUGUGUGUGGAAGGGCAGGAGAGGGGGAGAGAAUUGCAGCGAUGAGAAAUGGCAGAAAAAUGUGGCAGCUUUCUGUUUGACUGCAUUGUUGAAGGUCCUCAGUCAACAUGCAUUUGCACAGGUAAUUUGCUGGUGAUAAGCUGGUGAGCAGUUUUUUGGUCACUUUGCUAUUGGUGCAUCAGUUUGAACUUUGGCAGGCCUUCAAUGCUGAUAUCACCCAGUAUGACGAUGAUGAUGAUAGCGAUGACACCAUUUUUCUUCUUUUGAGGCAUGUCUCUGUGCAUAAGCAUGCGCAGAGGCGGGGGGCAGGGGUGCGGCCACCCUCCCUAGUUAGCUAAGAAGAGGGGACACAAAGUCUGCCCAUACAUUGACUUAAUAGGGAGGGGGGCACAGCGAUGAACCUUUGCCCCCCCCCUGAAGGCGAACCCUGGGCACGCCUAUGUCUCUGUGAUUAUGUUUUUCACUAUACACUAACAAGAGGUUGACAUAAGUGGCAUCUUCCUGAUGAAUUGGAAGCAGAGCUUUGCAGAAUAGAUGAGCAACCUCUGGCAUGUAUUUCUGCUCAUUUGAGAGCUGAAAAGCUUGAGAAUUAGAAAGGGUGCACAAAUGUGCAUGCAACUGUGUGUGCCUGUUGCGUGUAAAAAUCAGGUAUUUUUAUUUACCCGUCGUUACUGUUGGAGUUCUAUCAGCUGUUGUAUUUUUUAAGCCCCUUUUAUGUGGUCGUGCAUACUUUGGUUUUGAUGGGCCCUCUGCUAGAAGCCUUCUUAAUCGCUAAUGCAAGCAUAGUGUAGAGAAUCAGACUAUCAUGGAGUGAUAUUGGGAAGUCUCGCUUAUGUACUAUAUUCUGUACUAUACUGUAGAUCAGCAGUGCUCUUCAAAUGUCUAAUCAUUGUGUAAAGUCAUCACUCACAGACUGCAGCCAUUAAGCCAAUGUCAUUACACACCCCACUACCCUCAAUGCUUGGCAAUCAGUGUAAAUUACCUCAUUCACGUUUGUUGUUGUCGUGCCCUGCGUGUGGGGAAUUGUUCAUCUACUGCACACUCUGCCCGGUGCACGCAGUGUUGGCAUUGAGUAGCAGUGGUCAGUUGUUUGGGCUGGAAUGGACCAUUUCAAUGUGUGUUCUCUGUACAGUCUGUUCCUUGUGUUUUCCUGCAUAGUCAGCACCUUUGCAUGUAUUUGAAAUCAUUGUUUGUGGUGUUGUUGUUUCUUAUGACCAUAUGUUUUUCACUGCAUCCCUUUUUUUCUAGUCAGCAUUCGUGACCAGCUUUGUCUAAACUUGAAAUUACAUACAGAUCUGCCCUGUCAUUCUAGUCGCAGUAAGGAUGUUGCUGGUGGACAGGUUUUACAGGCCUGGCACCGUCCGCUUUGUUUGAGUGAUGGGUCUCUGUUUGCCUAGUACAGCUAGUGAUUUAUUAUUUUGAUUUUGUUUGCAGUAAUCUGGCUUCAACUCUCUGAAAUGCAGUAUAUAUGCCGCCUUAUUUCAUCUAUACACUCUGGAUCUUAUUGAUUUACAGCACCGAGUACAAAUCUCUUGCUGCCUGCACAAAUUCUUGAAACAAUUUUUUUACUCCAUACUUGGCAUUGCGUGUAACAAUGACCAAGCUUUGAAUGUUGAAAGCUUCAUUUCAUGUUCCUAUUUAAAGGAUAAGACAUUCUUUAGCGUCACCGUAGCAAAUGUAUGAGUGUGCUUGUAGAGCAAGUUGAAGUGCUAUGAGCUAAACUUAACACUGCAGAGAAUAUUUGAAGGUGUUACUUGUUAUGAAUUGAAAGAUAAUGCUGAGAAGUUUUAAAGGGACCCUGAAACGGUUUUGAUGAUUUUGUACGAACACAUUGGGGAGUCCUAAGGAUCAUUUACAGACCGAUUUAGGCUCUGUGUGUAAACUGUGUAAUUUAUUACAAGGCUUAAAGCUGCGAAUCGCCACAGAUCAAAGCGGCACAGCCAAACACGUUUUUAAACCACCCACUUCCAGUGCGCGUCGUCUUGUAAGUGCGACGUCACGCAGGCGGCUGAUCUGGUUGGAUAUGUCCAGUCCACGUCACUAAACCUCCUGUGGGCAGCGAGCGUCGUCUGCCUGUGUUACAACGUGCUCAGUGUUGACGUGAGCUGAGCGACAGUGUUUAUCUCGAGGUUUCUUUUCUUGGACACAAUGAAUUGCCUUAGUCGUGUUGUGUACCACAUAUCUAGCAAUUUCUAGCAAUUGGUGACUUGUGAAGCUGCGACAUCGUGCAAUGUUUGUGAGGCAUCUGGCGAGCGGAAUCCCUUCAGCUCGUCGCUGCAAUGAGCGUCGCGCUCUCGCUAUCCGUUCAGUGCCACGAUGCACGCGUUUGCGGCUGUAACUUCACCCCUGAAGACACAACCACACUGCCCGAGUUUACGCUUAUCGGUGAUCGUUCUUGAGUUCUUUUUGUUUGUCCGCAUGCUUUUGCAGGUUGUCGUCGUACAGGAGAAUAAAAUAAGAUCGGCUGGUAGUGUGGCGGCACCUAUCUGAGCAGAUAUCAACCACUCCGCGAGCUUCGUCUUUGUUGCCAGAUAGCGUGCUGCCGGGCACACUGGGCGUCCGAGAUUGCGCGCAGUAUCGGAGGUCAUGACUGGGUGAAGCUCAAACUGUCGAAUGCGCUCAUGAGAGCGCUGCGAUCGCCAGCGUGUCUGUGAGUUGAGGGUGCAAGGCAGUGGCGAGGACGAGGGUAUAGAUAUAAUUGUCCGUAGCGGCCUUGGUACACAGUGCGUCGCUUAAUUUCUGGUGUGAAUGAUUUGGGGAUACUCUUGCCUAAAUGCUGACAAAACUUAAAAAACCAUUUCAGAGUCCCUUUAAAGGUGUCCUGCCAAGCGUACACAUAUAGAUAAAGAAUGUGCAUAGCAGUGCUCCUGUGAUACUGUAGUAUGUCAACUACAGCUGUAGUUGACAUACUACAGCGGCUGUGCAUGCCUUGUUAACAGUUCAUGUUGCGCUCAAGGAAAAUGCGUAAUGUUAUGAUAAGAAAAAUUUGGCUGCAGGGUGCUCAAACUUUGUCUGUGCAUCAUGCAGGUCAGAAAAAAAAAAUUGGGAAAUCUUGCAGCCACUGCAAAGUAAGAAAAGUAAGCUUCUCUUAUCUGCAAGCUCAAGUAGUGACACAUGUUAUUACGUCAGCAUUGAUAUAAGCUACAGGCCAUUUGUGGCAACCAGUCAGAGUGUACAAGGGUACAUUCCUGUAAAGGGAGAAUAUUAGGAAUGCAAGUCGGUUUCAGGGGCUUUCUCUGUAACGCUGGGGGAAUACUAUCGAAUCAAGCCAGGCGAAACUGCUUUUGACCAGUAUUGGCAUUAAAGCAGUUUACUUUGACAAUUUGGUGUGCUUUAUGAAAUUCAUACUAUUUAGAAGCUUUUCUAGUGUCAAAUUCUUUUAACUGAACCAGUGUCUGCAUUCCUAAAAGGGAUAAAACAUUUAGUAAGACAAGACUGCUUCAUUGAACAGCCAAAAAGGAUCAUGCUGAUAGCUCAAUUGAGUCAUUAAGAAAGAAUCGUAAGUUAUCGUGCCCUUAGGAAGAAUUGUUCUAUCUUUAAAGCUUGGUCAUCGUUCGGCUCCACUUGUGCAAGGCUGCUGUAUAUUUUUGCCUUAAGACUGCCAUUGGAACAUCAUAUUUUAUUAAACAUUCACCUAUUAUAUGUCAGGCUUGUUACUAAUCUCACUGACUAAAUUUUUCUUUAAUAUGCAGCUUACUUGCUUUAGGUGUUCAAUCUUAUUUCAUAUUUAGGUACCCCCCAAUUAUGAGAAGCCACUUGUUUAGCAUUUAGUAAUAGAGUUUGUAUAGGUGAAAUGUGGCUACUGUAUAAGCACUGGUUAAGUAUGUCAUAACAUUCGUAGGGCAGCUCCUUUUAAGAAUACAUUGGAGCAUCCUUGGCUGCUGACAUCUCAUUCUUGUAUGCCCAGUAUGAGUCGUUUGUCAAGUUUAUGUGAAGCAUCUCAUUCCUGUGCCAAACAGUUUCUGAAAAACUAAAUUAUCUUCAGUUACUCAUACACCCUUCACACGCACAUCCUUGUGGAAUAUGUUUGGCUAACCCCUGUCAUCUGUCUUACUUGCCGUUGUUCACUGUGCAAAGCGUCAACGCAUGAAGACCUAAAUGUUGCUUAUUGUUUUCUUUGUAACAUAUUUUAUUGUGUAACAUGUCAGGUUACAAGUCUAAAACACACCAUGUGUACAUAGCCUGCUUGAAAGAACUUUGCUUCUUCUGAGCCUUAUUUUUUCAUCUUUUUUUUUUCUUGCGCUCGGACAACAUGGCUGAUUUCUCGAGGCCUGUGAAGUUGUUCAAAGGUGCAUCUGUUACUUUUUGAGACGUAUAUAAACAAUGUUAAAUGUGA
Messenger RNA from Rhipicephalus sanguineus (brown dog tick), 9609 nucleotides. RefSeq names its product adenylate cyclase type 5. Gene Ontology annotation, biological process: intracellular signal transduction; cAMP biosynthetic process; adenylate cyclase-inhibiting G protein-coupled receptor signaling pathway. Gene Ontology annotation, molecular function: adenylate cyclase activity. The record is from RefSeq and is a predicted model, not a curated record. The coding region runs from base 437 to 3685 and encodes 1082 amino acids. NCBI's taxonomy places the organism in Eukaryota, Metazoa, Arthropoda, Arachnida, Ixodida, Ixodidae. Gene Ontology annotation, cellular component: plasma membrane. The transcript has 18 exons.